This is a messenger RNA of Prorocentrum cordatum, 606 nucleotides long. The record is from the annotation of a GenBank genome assembly. Lineage: Eukaryota; Dinophyceae; Prorocentrales; Prorocentraceae.
AUGGACCCACGAAUGUACAUCAGGGCUGGCAUUUACGCGGGUGGAGUUGUCGCAGGGGCAGCCAUCGCUGCGUCAACUAUGGGCGCCGGUACUAUGUUCAUCGCUGGUUUGGGCGCGGGCAUUUCGGAGGGUGUCUUGGACGGUGUUCAGAUGAGCCAGCUCGAGGACUUGGACACGUCUGAUUUCUUCAUGUGCGGAGUAAAAAAGCAGGAUAUCCAAAACAGCGAGACAUCUGGCAACCCGAUACACAUAAUCAUCCAUGGAGAUGUCGACUCAGAGACAGGGGUUAUUACCCCGGCAGUAAGUUUCGCAGGAUGGAGAGGCAACCCUCCGGAGCUAACGACGAGGCAGCUAUGUGAUGUCAAGGUGGCACAGAUGGCAUGCGAGGAACACAUUGACGAUGACACCAAAAACGCCAACCUCAGGAACGUGGGCGUGCAGCUAAAGAAUCUGAAUUCGGUCAACAUAACCCGCUUGGCGUUUGUUCAUAAAUACUCAGCAGUGGGGCCCGAGCUCCUCUCAUAUGGAGAAGGCAUCAGAGUUGGUGAGGCCACAGCCGUAAAGAAUGUAACCACGAUGCGCACCGCUUCGCGAGAACAUCGCUAG